This is a messenger RNA of Cutaneotrichosporon oleaginosum, 560 nucleotides long. RefSeq lists its product as uncharacterized. The record is from RefSeq and is a predicted model, not a curated record. Lineage: Eukaryota; Fungi; Basidiomycota; Tremellomycetes; Trichosporonales; Trichosporonaceae.
AUUGAGAUGAGCUCGGCAGCGUACUCGGCCCAAAUACAGAAUACGCUCGUGCCCGCCCUCGCGGCGGUGCGCGAGGAGAUUGCGCGGGUAGACGGCGACAUACGCGAUUAUGAACAAGUCGCGCGCAGGCUGGAGCGGCUAGACGGCAAGCCGCACGCGGGACCCUCCGAGCUCGGCGCCGGCGUGUGGGUCGACACGGUGGUACCAUCCACCGCCGCCAUCACCCUCGACCUCGGGCUCGACGUGCAUCUCGCCCUGCCGCCAAAAGAGGCCGCGGAGUAUGCGACGCGACGCGCGGGUGUGUUGAAGAAGAAGCGGGAGGUGCUGGUCCGCCGCGAAGAGCGGUUGUUAUGGGAAGUUGAGCAGUUCGAGGGUGCGGUGCGCGAAGCGCAGGCGCGUGAGGCCCAGUCGGCUUGAUGUAUAGUAUGUAUUCUUAACUCUGCAGCCACUGGCAGUUUCAUCCCCUACUGACGAGUUCCACGCUACAUACAUGCAUAGCUGGGGUGAAAGUCACCCACUAUGGGUGGGAUGCAAGUGUCUAUGAGUAUCGACUCUCGAUG